GAAAAACAUAAAUAUCAAGUUGGAAGAGAAAAAAAGAAAAACAUAAAAUCAAGUUGGAUAUAAUUUUAAAUUUUAUUUAUUUUUCAAUUUAUAGUGAAUUAAAAUGCUUAAUGAAUUAUAAUUAUCAUUAACAAACAUUCAAGAGCUAAGAAAAUUAUAUAUAGUUAGAUGAAAAAAAGAAAAAGAAAUCACGAUGUUACCAAAGGAUACACAUUACCAAACCAUAAUUCAGAGAAUUGUUUUAAUUUUGGAAAUAUUCAGAAAUUUUAGCCUUUUUUUUUUUUUUUGGUAAUUGAUUUUUGAUUACAACUGUUUGCAACUUUGUAUUGUCACUUCAACAGAUAAUAUGAAAUUAUUUUAUCAACAAAAAUAUUAAAAUGGUAAUUAUAUGUAUAUUAAAGAUGUAUUGAUAUAUAUAUAUAUAUAUAUAUAUUUCUAAUUGUAAAAAUAAAAAAAAUUAAAAAAAGGAGCAUAUACAAGUAUAAAUUCUUACCCUAAUUUGAGAACUUUGUGAUCCAUAAAUCCUCCACUUGUUGUUUUGUAUUCUAAAUUAUUGUGGUAAUUCUUAAAAAGCUUUGUGCAAAAUUACCAUAACCUUCAUCGAUGACCAUAAAAUUUGGAUGGAAAUUUUCAUAAAAAGUUUUCAAAAUUUUCCAUCGAAUUUUAGCAUUUUUUUUUUCCCCUUCUUUUUUUAAAGAUAAAAUUUUUAUUAAGGGGAAUUUGGCCCAAUAUCCUGUAGGACCGAGCUUCAUGAAUUUUGCCCCCUCAAUUCAUUUCUUUUUUGAUCUACCCCUUAAUAUCUCUUAUAACCUUCAAACAAAAAACAAUUACUUAUAUAUCCUCUUAUUUUUAAAACCAAACAAAAAUCAACUAUUCCUUUUCUAAACGUCUUUACACUUUCAUACAAAUACAAAAAUACAAAAAAAGCAAACAAACGGCUUUAUACACGAACACACAAAUACAAACAACCAAACCGAAGCUGUCGUGGAAAAGCCAAACAUUAGGAUCUCAUCUCAGCACAGGGAAUAAGGUUGUACUUUAUAAUGGCACCAAAGAGGAACUUGCGACGUCAACCGAAGAAGGGAGUUAAGAAGGUGGAAAGUAAGAGACGCGGUGGUAGCACAGCAGCAGCACCCGACUCUAAGCGUCAACGUACUACUAGGCAGAAAUCCAAAUCUGAGACGGAAAGCACCAAACUUCGAGGGCACGUUCCACUUUCCUCUCCCCCAUCUGAUAUGCCCAUCGAUGCUCCAAAGGAACGGAUGUUGCAGGAUGCCGAUAUAAAUAAAGGUAGGGCACAUUCAUUCGGGAAUCCAAUAGGGGCGAACAAAGUAAUUACAAGUGUCCUCACAAGUGAGCAGCUCGAAAAGUAUAGACAAACAUGUUUUGGACACUUAAAACCGCCCGAACUGGAACGACUAUUCAAGGAUACACUUUUUGUGGAUGAUUGGGAUGCUGUUGGAAUUGCGUUACUAUAUUUCUUAGUUCAUGGUGUACUCGGAAUGGAUCUGAAGGUUCAAAUAAAAAAAAAAAAUUCAUUGAUUUGGUUGCUGAUCUCGACGUAUUUAAUUCCUACCCUUGGGGCAUUCUGAGCUACAAGGAGACGAUCAACUCAUUCCACAAUGCAUUCCAGCAACGAGGACGAGGACGUGCAGUAAAGAAUAUAUCACAGUAUUAUGACCUAAAAGGUUUUCCAUUGGUGUUUCAGGUGUGGGGGUUUGAAGCAAUCCCUGAUUUUGGUAACCAAUUUGCCGACCGGUUGGAAACCUGUUGUCCGAGGAUCCUUGGAUGGCAUACUCCAAGGCAACCAAACCAUUUUGCUGUCCAUAAUUGGUUCUCCUCCAAUAGCAAUUAUGUUGUGCACUGGACGUUAGAUGCUACCGAUGAGGAGAAGACUAUGGAUUACUGGUGAACAAUAGCAGUUGACAUACAUGAAGUUCGCUACACGUCACCUCCAAUUGUAGCACCAAUAGUUGGCGCUAAAGAUGUUGGCACUAAAGAUGUUAGCGCUAAAGAUGCGUCCAAAGCUGAGGAGCAUUCUAGUGGCCCUCCAGAUGCUAAUUUCAGGCUUGCUUGCUUGGAGGCAAAAGUUGAUGAAUUAAAUAAAGAGAUGGCAGCGUUAAGGAAGAUGCUUAGUUCUGUUAUUGACCAACAAAAGCAUCAGAGUUUGGGAACUGCAAAAAUAAUCAUUGUGUUUUGCAAGCCGAGCAUCAUAUGCAUAGCCAUUCACCGUCAUCUUCGGUUAGACCAUCAUCCCCUGUGGCACCGUCUGUUGGAGAGCAAGCUGAAGAAUUUGAUGCACCCAUAGACGGUUCCAAUGGUAGGAAGGAGGAUGAUGAUUGUACUGCACCGUUUGAGCCUAUCGUACCUGGAGGACCCUAUGUGGAGGAUUCCUGGGCUUUGGUGCCAUAUCGGCCUUUACAUUUCGGGUGGGAUAUCGGUGCUUCAGCUGACAGUCCACAUCAUGACCAAUCAGCUGAGAUUGAGGUGGAAGAUUGGAAGCAUAACGUUGGUGAUACAAGCCGAUUCGGUCGAGUUUACCACCAGUCACAUCACGUCAUCUCUCCUUACACCGACCCGUGUAAAAAGAAGGUCAAAUUUAAUCUUACUCGACCUAUUGAUGCAUCAAAGGAGAGGGCGUUCGAUGAGUGGUAUAGGGUGGCACCGAAGGAAGCAACCAUGUGUACAUCUUAUAUGACGGUGGGAAAUGAAUUUUUUGCUGAGCUACUGACCGAUGAAGGAUGGUUGAAUUCCGAUCAUAUUGACCCUAUUUUGUAUUUCAUACGAAAAAGGCGGUUUGAUAAUGAGAAGAUGUUCACCAACACCUGUGCCAUAUUAGACGUGUUAUUUUGGUCAUCCAUCAAAGGACGUUAUCCCAUAUGGAGGGCAUCUCGUAGCACAUAUUCAUGUGAUGCGACCCUUUGUAACUAUGUGCGUGGGAGGUCACCCAAACCUAGCAUGUCGUGGCAGAUAUGUGAUUAUGUGUACAUCCCUGUCAACAAUGGAGGCGCGCAUUGGUUGGCAGCAUGUGUGGACUUGAAGGCCCGGCAUAUUGAUUUAUACGAUCCAAAUAUGGGAAAUAAAUAUGUCCAGAAUAGAGAGUUGAAGAAUGCGGAAUGCCUUACGUAUAUGCUGCCUUACCUAUUGAGGGAUGGGGGAUAUUACGGGAAGAAUCCGGACGUGUCUCCCACUUUAGAUCCAUUCACGAUGACCAUGAUCAAAGAUGCACCCCGCCAAGAUAAUGGGGGUGAUUGUGGCGUCUACGCUCUGAAAUUUAUUGAAUAUAUGAGUAGUGAGGAGAACCCUUCAUUUGGUCCGCAAGACAUUAUGUUUUUUAGAAAAAAAUAUGCUGUUGAUUUGUACUUUAAUAAACUUUCAAUGUAGA
Molecule: messenger RNA, 3385 nt
Organism: Ziziphus jujuba (common jujube)
Lineage: Eukaryota; Viridiplantae; Streptophyta; Magnoliopsida; Rosales; Rhamnaceae
Exons: 11
Coding region: 2215-3384 (389 amino acids)
Biological process (GO): proteolysis
Molecular function (GO): cysteine-type peptidase activity
Source: RefSeq, a predicted model, not a curated record